Molecule: messenger RNA, 13553 nt
Organism: Onthophagus taurus
Lineage: Eukaryota; Metazoa; Arthropoda; Insecta; Coleoptera; Scarabaeidae
Gene: kl-2
Product: dynein heavy chain 2, axonemal kl-2
Biological process (GO): microtubule-based movement
Cellular component (GO): dynein complex
Molecular function (GO): minus-end-directed microtubule motor activity; ATP binding; dynein intermediate chain binding
Source: RefSeq, a predicted model, not a curated record
GAAUCUUCUCCUCUGGUUGCAGCAAUGGCGUCGCCCGAUGAACAGCAGCCAGAAGAGAAAGAUUCUUUAUUCUCCGAUGAAGAGCCUACAGUAACUGAGGCAGAGGCCGUAACAGCUGUAGAAGAAGACGUAAAACCUGAAUAUACCGAAGAAGAUUUGGAGAAGUUAGUGCGUUUUGUGAAAGACAUUACAACUUUGUAUGAUUUACGUGACACCGAUUGGAAUGAGGCGAACGAAGACGUUAUAAGGCAGUGGUUUUUGAACAUUAAAGAACCAGUGUUAUGUAUUUAUUUCGAAGCGGACGAUUUAAAGUGUAUGUACGGAUAUCCAGACUGUCCCGUGUUAGAUUUAACUUAUUUUUUACGCGAACCAAAUGAAAUUUUUGAUGUGGAAACGUUUCAUGAUAAAAUUACUUUUGCGACUGUCGAUGAUAAUAUCGAGGGGACGAUUUUGAAGACUUUAGAAAACGUUUAUGCUCCAGUUUUUUUCCAUGUUACUACUUGGCCAGAUAGUGUAAAAUCUGAUUUUUGUGCAAAAUUGCAUAUGUUAUUAGCUAAGUUAACUGAUUUGUAUUACAAACUGUUGGGUUUGACCGUUAUUUACGUGCCUAAAGAAGGAUUAGAUAUACCAGUUGAAGUUGCCAGUAAAGAUAAAGAACUUGUAAAGCGAUUAGAAAGCAUCGUUGUUUAUUGGACAAGACAGAUACGUGUGGUAAUUCAAGAUCAAGAUCAAAACGCACCUGAUGAUUUAUUAUGCCCUAACGAUGAAUAUGAAUUUUGGAUUUAUAGAUAUGAGAAUCUUUCUGGGCUAGCUUACCAAUUAACAAAUAAAGACUUAAAACAUACCUGCGAUAUUCUCGCAGCGGUUCAAUCUAUAUACGCUAAACAAUUUAUUAGUUUAUCAGAAGAAAUUAAUCAAAACUUAAUUGAAGCAAAAUCCAAUAUUGAAUAUCUACAAGUUUUAAAGAAACCAUGUAAUGACUUACGAAAAUUAGAAUCACCUGAACUAAUUCCACCAAAACUACAAAUCAUUCUCCAUCUGAUCCGUUUUAUUUGGAUAGAAAGCCCAUAUUACAAUACCGUAGAAAAAAUAACAACCAUAUGCAGAGCGUUAACCAAUCAAAUCAUUCUACAAUGUACGACGUAUUUAGACUUAAGCAUUGUAUUCAAGGAGAGACGUACAAGACAAGCAAUCGACAUGUUUCAAACUUGUAUCGAAACCUGUAUAAAAUAUAUUCAAAUUUAUACAUUGGUUUCGGAAUGCCACACAAAACACACCGAAUUACCUUGGGAUCUCGAUAAAGCCCCGAUAUUCAAUCAUUUGGAUUCAUACAUCCAACGGUGCAAAGACAUGAUUGAAAUAUGUGAAGCGAUGAUUACCUUUGGUAGAUUUGACGAGAUUGAGGUCAUACCAAAACCGAAAUUUGGGGGAAGUCGGGGAGAGGAAUUUGAAAUGUGGUGCGAAAAAAUCGAAGCUAUGUUAUUGGAGAGCAUAGAAGAUGUAGAAGCUGUCCAACACUUAAUAUUAAACGUGCAAACAUCGGCUUGGUAUGAUGAAAUUUUAAAGUUUAGGGGGCGCAUGAAAGAUAUAGAAAUUGUAAUAGAAAAUUUGGUUAAUAGUGUUUUUGAACAAAUUACAACAGUUGAAGAUGGUGUUGAAGCUAUGGGUGCUUUUUUUAAUUAUAUACAUCGUGAUACAUUAAAAGGAUUGUUUGAAAGAAAAACUUUAUUUAUUUAUCAUAUAUUCAGAGCAGAAAUACAAAAUACCAAACUAGAUUUAGUUGAAGAAAUGGAAGAUUAUCCAGCUAGAUUUCCAUAUUACGCUGGUAGAGCGAUGAUGGUAGAAUGUAAGAAGAGUAAUUUGAAAAUAAUGAGAAAAAUAUUAGAUGCAGCCGCGUGGCUUCCGUCUUGUAGCAUUGCAGACGAAGUCUUUAUGCAAUAUGAUCAUCUAAUGUCCUCUAUCGACGAGUUGCGGAUAUCAAUUUACAGAUCUUUUGUCUCAAGCUUAGGAGAUGACGUAUUGGCUAGACUAAAUGUAACGUUAAUGUGUAGAAGUGUCACUAAACCGGGGCUUAUUGAAUGCAAUGUUGACCGGGUGAUAAUAAACACCAUAUUUGAAUUAAAAUGUUGGCUAAAUAUGGGUUAUGAAGUGCCACCACAUGUUGUACCAUUAGCUAAACGGGAAGAAACUAUAAGAUUCAUAUAUGAAAACGUGUUAUCGGUUGUGAUGGAUUACAAUAAAAUAAUUACGUCGCUUUCUGAAACAGAAAGAUUACUUUUUAAACAAUUGUUAUAUUCUCUUGAGAAGAAAAUAGCACCCGGACUUUCUCAACUCACUUGGGCUACUGAUGUCUGUGAUGAAUAUAUCGCCGAAUGUAGUGCUUGUACAUCUGACUUACAAGAAUUUUUGGAUGAUUAUAAAACAUGUAAUUUAAAAAUUGUGUCAAUUUGCGAAAGAAUAUGUGAUACACCAAUGAUAAAUUUGCAAAUUAGCCAAGCUAUGCAAUUAUCUCAACUUGUCGAAGACAUGCAUCUUUACCGUAAUAAAGUUAUUGAAGAAUUGGUGGUACAUUAUCAAGAUAUUGCUCGUUAUAUAAUCGUUGUUUAUGAAGGAUUUGAAUCUCAUAUAGCCAAUAUGGCAGAUGAGUGGAUAAAAUACAUGUGUAGGUUCGAUCAUCUUUUAGAGGAAGCAGUCAAAGUUUGUGUUAGAAACUCUUUGCAGAAUAUGUACGAAGCUUUACAUGGUGAUGGCACUACGGGGCCAAAUUCAGUGCUAAAAUUAGAAGCUAACUUAAAGCAAAAUCGAAUAAAUUUUGAACCAUCCCUUAGUGAUGUAGCUUAUUUUGUAUCGGAUAUUUUGCCCUCAAUUACCAACACUUUAUGUUCUCUUCCACGAUUAGUGGACAAAUUUCAAAUACAAAUAGAUUUCUUAAAACCAUUUCAUCAACUAAUUGACGAGGAUCUCGAAUGCCAGCGACUACAAGCAGCACUAAACGAAGAAGUUAGAAUUAACGUUAGACUAAUACAACAGUAUAUGGUGACUUGGGAACCAUUUAAAGAAUUGUGGGAGGUCAACAAAGAAAUGUUUCUAAAUAGAUAUGAAUCCCAAAAACCGGGUGCCGCUCAAUUUGACUCCGACAUCGGACGAUAUACGGAAGUUAUCAAUAACAUACAAAUGCAAGAAACUAUGACUGCAGUUCAUUUUAUUUUGGUUGAUUCAUCGGAAUUAAAACGCGAAAUCAGUGAACAUUGUUUAGAUUGGCAGAGAAAAUUGUGUGCGUUGCUUUACAAAAUGACAGUAGAUAAAAUUAAUCACGUUUUCCUAUAUACUAAAAAAAAUGGCAAAUUAAUAAUGCAUCGUCCGGAAAAUUUGGAUGAAAUGCAAUACUCCGUGGUAUUUUUCCAACAACUUUCGGAUGAAGUGCCAAUAGAAGCAGCACAAUUUCCUGUAAUAGCUGAUCAAAUUACCGUUUUGGAUAAGUACAAAGUAGAAAUUCCUAAACAAGUGCUUGAAGAUGAAAAGCAAAUACCUAUUGUGUGGGCCGAUUAUGUAACUCUUCUAGAAGACGCUGAUAAAAUGAUUGGCUACGCUAAGGAUGAGUUUAGAGCUGGUUUAUUAGAAGCUGCGGAGGAGUUUAAGAAAGAAGGUGCAACUAUGUUGGAAAACUUCAUGGCACAAGGUCCAUUUAGUUCAGAAUGGACCGCCACCCAAGCCCUUAGUUUUCUGGAUGAUAUGAGAGCUCAAAUAUCGGCUAUGAGAGACAAAGAAGCUCAAUUGCGUAAAGAUUUAGGUCUGUUCGAUUUAAGUUUGUUCAGUUCUGCAGAAUUGGCAGCUUUGGAAAAAGAGUUAGCAGCACUUCAAGGUGUUUGGGAAGCAGCACGCGAAUGGGAUAUAGCUUGGGAAAAGUAUAAAGGAGGAGGGUUCUGGACAAUAGAAACUGAAGAAAUGGAAGUAACAGCUCAGGGAUUAUUUAGGAAACUAACUCGCAUGUCCAGAGAAUUUAAAGAUAAAGGGUGGACGAUAGUGGACGAUACCAGAGCAAGGGUGGAUGCAUUUAGAAGAACAUUACCAUUAGUAAGUGAUUUGAAGAAUCCAUCUAUGAGAAAAAGACAUUGGGAUAAAGUUAGGAAAGUGAUUGGUCAAGAUUUUGAUGAGCAAUCUCCAUCCUUUAAUUUAGAGGCUAUCGUUAGAAUGAGAAUGCAAGACUUCGCCGAUGAGAUAAACGAUAUUAGUAAUGCGGCAACUAUGGAACUAAAUAUUGAAAAAGGAAUAAAGGCCAUAGAAGAUCUUUGGAAGACAAUGACAAUUGAUAUGGCCCCAUAUAAAGAUAAAGGUGUGUGUCGCAUCAAAUCGGUAGAUGAUUGCUUUCAAGCACUUGAAGAUAACGCCACUCAAAUAUCAACCAUGAAAAGUACUAGAUUUGUGGAACCAUUCGCAAAAGAAGUGGACUAUUGGGAACGGUUACUAUCUUACAUUAGCGAAUCUUUAGAAAAUGCAUUGAAUGCUCAGAGACAAUGGCUUUAUCUAGAAAAUAUUUUUACUGGAGAAGAUAUUCGAAAACAAUUACCAAAAGAAUCCGAGGAUUUCAUUAGGAUCACAAAAAAAUGGAUAGAAAUAACAUCUGCAAUGUAUAACGCCCCAACUGCUGUUGCAGCAUGUACUUUCAGACCACCGCCAUAUUUAUUAAAUCAAGUCAUUAAAAUGAACGAUCUAUUAGAACAAAUACAAAGGGCUUUAGAAAAGUAUUUAGAAACCAAACGUCACGUUUUUCCAAGAUUUUAUUUUAUUUCUAACGACGAUAUGUUGGAGAUUCUUGGAAAUGCAAAGAAACCAGAAGCUGUUCAACCACACCUUAAGAAGCUUUUUGACAAUAUGAACAAAAUCAAGCUUCAGAAAAACAUAACUUCUGGUAAAAGCGAAGCUGCUGGAAUGUUUGCUGAUGAUGGUGAAUACAUGGAAUUUCCCAAAUUUGUAACGAUUGAUGGCCCCGCCGAAAACUGGUUGCGAGAUCUAGAAACUGCAAUGAGAAACACUUUAAGAACUGAGUUUAAGCCGUGUAAAAGCUCCCUAAAAAAGAUGUUAACAAAACGAGAUAAAUGGUUAUUAUCGAAUUGUGGGCAACUAUGCAAUGCUUGUAGUUUGAUUCAAUGGACUAGUGUAUGUACACGAGCAUUGAUACAUUGUAAAAUUCUUGAAAGCAAGAAACCGUUAAAAAGACUACGGAAAAAACAAAAUAAAGUUUUGGCAAAACUUUCUGAGUUGAGUAGAAAGGACCUUCCUAAAAUCCAAAGAUUGAAGACCAAUGCUUUAAUUACUAUUGAGAUUCAUUCGAGAGAUGUAAUUGAUAGAAUGUACAAAGCCAAUUGCACUGAUACUAACGCCUUUGAAUGGUUCUCACAACUUCGAUUUUAUUGGGAUAGAGAAAUUGAUGAUUGCGUAGUUAGACAAACCAAUACUAGAUUUAUGUAUGGAUAUGAAUACAAUGGAAAUUCUGGGAGAUUAGUUAUUACCCCCUUAACUGAUAGAUGUUAUAUAACAUUAACCACCGCACUACAUUUAUUUCGUGGUGGAAGUCCGAAAGGUCCAGCUGGAACUGGAAAAACGGAAACUGUGAAAGAUUUAGGAAAAGCAAUGGGAAUGUGGGUUAUUGUUAAUAAUUGUUCGGAAGGCCUUGAUUUCAAAAGCAUGGGUAAAUGUUUUUCGGGGUUGGCACAAACGGGAGCGUGGGGAUGUUUUGAUGAGUUUAAUAGAAUCAAUAUCGAAGUGUUAUCGGUCGUAGCGCAACAAAUAUUAUGCGUGUUAUCAGCAAUGUCUCAAAGAUUAACAAAAUUUACUUUUGAAGGCACUGAAAUAGGAUUAAAAGAUACAUGUGGCAUUUUCAUUACUAUGAACCCGGGUUACGCUGGCAGAACAGAACUUCCGGAUAACUUGAAAUCAAUGUUUCGACCUAUUUCCAUGAUGGUUCCGGACAGUUCCAUUAUUGCGGAAAAUAUCCUCUUUAGCGAUGGAUUUCAGAGUACUAGAUCUCUAGCUAAAAAAGUUUUUACUUUAUAUCAAUUAGCAAUGCGACAACUGAGUAGGCAAGAUCAUUAUGAUUUCGGUUUGCGUUCUAUGGUUGCAUUACUUCGGUAUGCUGGGAAAAAACGCAGGCUACACUCAAACUUUCCAGAAGAUCAAGUUGUAUAUUUAGCUAUGGCCGAUAUGAACAUUGCUAAAUUAACUUCUGAUGAUUUACCAUUAUUCAAUGGAGUUAUGUCAGACAUAUUUCCCGGAGUUACAUUACCCGAAGUUGAUUACGAAGAAAUGAUAACAGCUAUUGAAGAAUCAUUUAGAAGUGUCGGGUUACAAACAAUUAAAUCAGGCGUUAUAAAAGUUAUUCAGCUAUAUGAGACGAAAGGAUCUAGACACUCUGUGAUGAUUUUAGGAGCGACAGGAACGGCAAAGAGUGUUACUUGGAGUGCUUUAAAGGACACCAAAGGUCGAAUGAAGCAAAAGAAUAAACCGGGAUUUCAGGCUGUUCAAGUUUAUCCAAUAAAUCCAAAAGCUCUCAAUUUAGGUGAAUUGUACGGAGAGUAUAAUUUGAGUACAAAUGAGUGGCAUGAUGGAAUUAUUAGUGCAAUAAUGAGAAUUACGUGUGCAGAGGAAACCCCUGAUGAGAAAUGGAUUUUAUUUGAUGGUCCAGUAGAUGCAGUUUGGAUAGAAAAUAUGAAUAGCGUAAUGGAUGAUAAUAAAGUUCUUACAUUAAUUAAUAGUGAUCGCAUUACUAUGCCAGAGCAAGUAUCGUUAUUAUUUGAAGUUGGUGAUUUAACUGUGGCAUCUCCUGCGACUGUUAGUCGCUGUGGAAUGGUUUAUAACGAUUAUAAAGAUUGGGGGUGGCACCCGUACGUAAAAUCAUGGAUACAAAGGCAAAAGCAAGGCACAAAGUACCAAGAUGUUAUGCAAAAGUACUUUAACACUUAUCUUCAAAUAAUGCUCGAUUUUAAACGUUUACAAUGUAUCGAAACUGUUGUGACUACAGAAUUGAGUAUUGUUCAAGCUCUUUGUCGAUUAUUAGAAAUUUUCGCCACAAGAGAAAACGGAAUAGACCCAACUAAUGAUGAACAAUUUGAUGAAAUGUCGAAAUUAUGGUUUUUAUUUUGUCUAGUAUGGUCAGUAGCAUGUACAGUUAAUGAAGAUGGCAGAAAGAAAAUGGAUACUUAUAUACGCGAAAAAGAAGGAAUAUUUCCAUUGAAGGAUACCAUAUACGAAUAUUAUGUAGAACCCAAAUUGAAAGCGUUUUGUUCUUGGGAGGAGAGGUUAACAUUGGGGUGGAAAUAUGAGACGGGAAUACCAUUCUUCAGAAUUAUCGUUCCAACAAUUGACACUGUUCGAUAUCAAUAUAUUGUUGGCAAUUUAUUGAAACGAAACUAUGCAGCGUUACUUUGUGGCCCUGUUGGUACCGGAAAAACUUCCACAGCUCAAUCAGUACUCAAUGAUUUGGAUCCUGAUCGAUACCUACAGUUGAAUAUCAACAUGUCGGCGCAAACAACAUCUUUAAAUGUACAGGAUGCUAUUGAAGGACGAGUUGAAAAAAGAACAAAAUCAAAAUUUGCACCACCCGCCGGAAAAUUAUUAGUAGCUUAUAUGGAUGAUUUAAAUAUGCCAGCAAAAGAAACUUACGGUUCUCAACCACCUUUGGAAUUGUUGCGACAAUGGAUGGAUUAUGGGUUCGUUUACGAUCGUGCAAAGCAAAUCAGAAAAUAUAUUGAAAACAUGCUUAUUUUGGCUUCAAUGGGGCCUCCAGGUGGUGGACGAAAUGUGAUAUCACCGCGAUUAUUGAGUAGAUUCAGCGUAAUUAACAUGACGUUUCCAACAAAUGAAACUAUUGUUAGAAUAUUUGGAACUAUGCUUGCUCAACACUUAGGUGAUUUUUCGGAGGAUGUAAAACGCAUAGGUAGUAUUAUAACGGAUAUGACUAUAGAUCUUUAUGAAAUGGUAGUUUUAAAAAUGUUACCAACACCAACUAAAACACAUUACUUAUUCAACUUGAGAGAUAUCUCAAAGAUAUUCCAAGGAAUGUUGCGUGCUCAUAAAGAUCUUGUAAAUACAAAACCUUUGGCAUUAAGGCUAUGGAUACAUGAAUCGUUUAGGGUAUUCUAUGAUAGACUUGUUGAUAACAAAGAUCGGGAAUGGUAUAACGAACAAAUAAACACACAAUUAGGACGAUAUUUUGAGCUAACUUUCCAUGCUUUGUGUCCAAACAGAGAAAUACCAAUGUUUGCUGAUUUUGUAAAUCCGUUUGGUUUGUACGAAGAUUGCAGAGACCCGGUCGCACUUAGAAAGUAUCUAGAUACACAGAUGGAAGAAUAUAAUGUCUCCCCUGGUGUUGUUAGAAUGGAUCUAGUGCUGUUUAGAGAUGCGAUGGAUCACAUUUGCAGAAUUGUUCGAGUUAUUUCUCAACCGAGAGGAAAUAUGUUACUUGUAGGAAUCGGAGGUAGCGGAAGACAAUCAUUAUCUCGAAUAGCUGCUUAUAUCUGCGAAUACAGUACUUUUCAAAUCACAGUCACUAGAAGUUACAAAGUAGUAGAAUUUCGUGAAGAUCUUAAAAAACUUUACGGAAUGACAGGUGUAGAUGUUAAACCACAAUCAUUUCUUUUUAAUGAUACUCAAGUUAUGGAGGAAAGUUUCUUAGAAAUUAUUAAUAACAUGUUGAGCUCAGGAGAAGUAGCAAAUUUAUAUAAAACUGACGAAUUUGAUGAAAUAAAAAACAAACUUUUCAGUGCGGUCGUAAAAAAUAACAUUCCUCAAACAAACGAAUGUAUUUACAAUUUUUUUAUUGACCGAGUUAGAGCAAACUUGCACAUUAUUUUAUGUAUGAGCCCAAUUGGUGAAGCAUUUCGCAAUCGCUUAAGACAAUACCCAGCACUUGUUAAUUGUUCCACAAUCGAUUGGUUUUGUGAUUGGCCAAAAGAAGCAUUAUUAGAAGUAGCUAAUAAGUACAUCAACGAUGUUAAUUUUGUUGAAACUAUAACUGGUGAUAAAGCGGUUAAAAGAAAAGAAUCAGUUUUGGUUUCAUCUCAAGACAAAUUACGUACCUCAAUGGCUGCUACUUUUGCUACCAUUCACGCAUCAGUAGCACAAUAUGCAAUAAAAAUGGCAGAAGAACUUAAAAGACACACUUAUGUAACACCAGUUAAUUACAUCGAAUUGGUCGCUGGCUACAAAAAAAUGUUAGCUGCUAAACGAUUUGAAGUUUCAUCUCAAGCUAAUAAGUUAAGAAAUGGAUUAUGGAAAAUUGACGAUUGCAAAGAUAAAGUUCAGGUUAUGUCUGUAGAGCUUGCUGAAGCCACGGUAAAAGUGGUAGAAUUUCAACAACAAUGCGAUGAGUAUUUGGUUAUAAUUGUAAAUCAACAAAAAGAAGCUGACGAACAAGCGAAAGAUGUUGCUAAAACUAGUGAGAAAAUAGCUGAAGAUACAGUGCAAUGUAAAAAAUUAGCGGAUGUUGCACAAGCUGAUUUAGAUUUAGCAAUGCCUGCAUUAAACGACGCCAUUGCCGCUCUCGAUGCUCUUAAUAAAAAAGAUAUUAGUGAAAUGAAAUCGUAUGCUAAGCCACCGGCAAAAGUGAAAAUCGUUAUGGAAGCUGUGAUGAUACUAAAAGGGGUUGAUACCUCUUGGGACGAGGCCAAAAGACAAUUGGGUGACAAUAAUUUUCUAAAUGAUUUAAGAGAAUUUGAUAAGAACCACGUAACUGAUAAAACACUAAAGAAAAUUGCUGUAUAUACUACAAACGAGGAGUUUGUGCCAGAUAAAAUUGGAGCUGUUUCAUUAGCGGCUAAAUCUCUUUGUCUAUGGGUAAUCGCUAUUGAAAAAUACGCAAAAGUUUAUAAGAUUGUAGCGCCAAAACAAGCAAAACUAGACGAAGCGAUGGAAUCUCUAAAAGAAAAACAAAGACUUCUAGCUGAAGCUCAAGCAAAACUAGCUGAAAUUCAAGCAAUGCUUGCGCGUUUAGAGCAAGAAUACCAAGAAAAACUUCGCCAAAAGGAAGAAUUAGAUAGAAAAGCUAAAAUGUUACAAUUAAAAUUAGAAAGAGCUGCUAUGUUAGUUGAUAAUUUGGCAAGUGAGCGAGAUCGAUGGAAUAUAACUGUGCAAACGUUAGAUACGCUUUACGAUUAUCUCCCGGGAGAUUGUGUCAUGGGUGUAGGAUUUAUUUCUUAUGUAGGAGCAUUCACAUCAAAUUAUCGAGAAGAAUUGGUAGAAUUAUGGAAAAAUGAAGUUCAGACACAAGAAAUACCAUUCAACCCAACAUUUAAUAUUAUAGGAUUUCUAAGCGACCCAACAUCUAUACGUGAAUGGAACAUACAAGGUCUUCCCUCGGAUGCAUUUAGCACAGAAAACGGUAUUAUAGCAGUUCGAGGGACAAGAUGGCCGUUAGCCAUAGAUCCACAAUGCCAAGCAUCUAAAUGGAUAAAAAAUAUGGAAGCAAAGAACGAUUUGAAAGUAAUCGAUUUUGGAAUGCCAGAUUUCAUGAGAUAUGUUGAACAGGCAGUUGUUUUUGGAAAACCGAUUCUUCUACAAAACAUAAUGGAAAGUAUGGAUCCAUCAUUAAAUCCAAUAUUAGACAGGGCUGUGGUAAAACAAGGUGGAAUGAAUAUAAUUAAAUUAGACGACAAAAUGGUCACAUACGAUGACAGAUUUAGAUUUUUCAUCUCGACUAAACUAACUAAUCCUCACUACCCACCAGAAAUAUCAACAAAAACCACAUUAAUUAACUUCUCCGUCAAACAACAAGGUCUUGAAGCCCAAUUACUUGGAAUUGUAGUUCGAAAAGAGCGGCCACAACUAGAAGAACAAAAAGAUAAUUUAGUUAUGACUAUUGCAACAGGAAAGAGAACACUAAUUAAUUUAGAAAAUGAAUUAUUGAGGUUAUUGAAUGAAUCUAGAGGGUCGUUGUUAGAUGAUGCUGAAUUAUUUCAAACUUUACAAACAUCGAAAGCUACUUCGAUUGCUGUACAAUCAAGUUUGCAAAUUUCAGAAACUACUGAAGUACAGAUUGAUACUGCAAGAGAGGGUUAUAGACCAUGUGCUGAACGAGCAGCUAUAUUAUUCUUUGUUUUGAAUGAUAUGGGAAAAAUUGAUCCUAUGUAUCAAUUUGCAUUGGAUUCUUACAUCUUAUUAUUUAAUCAAUCCAUUGAAAAAAGUACAAAAUCACAAAUAUUAGCAGACAGAAUAACGGGAUUGAAUGAAUAUCAUACUUAUUCAGUUUACAAGAACACUUGCAGAGCAAUCUUUGAAAGGCAUAAGUUAUUAUUUUCGUUUCAUAUGUGUAUAAAAAUAUUAGAAGCACAAGGAAAAAUAGUAGUGGGGGAAUAUAAUUUUCUCUUAAAAGGAGGUGUUGUUUUAGACCGCUCAAAUCAAAUGGAUAAUCCUUGUGCGCAAUGGUUAAGUGAUACAGCAUGGGAUAACGUAACAGAAUUAGAUAAAUUGGGAGGAUUUCAUGGUGUUAUAGAUUCGUUCGAGCAAUUACCAAGGGAUUGGUACCUUUGGUAUACUAAUCCAGAACCAGAAGUAUUACCUUUAGCCGGCGAAUGGGAAGAAGUAUGCAAUGAAUUUCAAAAAAUGCUUUUUAUACGAGCAUUACGUCAAGAUAGGAUAGCAUUUUGUACAUCUUCGUUCAUCGUUAAUCAAUUGGGAGGUAAGUUUGUGGAACCCCCCGUUUUAGACAUAAAGGUAGUCUUCGAAGAGUCUAUUCCACAAACUCCUCUGAUAUUUGUCCUUUCCCCCGGUGUCGAUCCCACCAACUCUUUAAUCCAAUUGUCCGAAAAUCUUAACAUGGGUUCGAGAUUUAUGUCGUUGAGUCUUGGUCAAGGUCAAGCACCCAUAGCUACCAAAAUGAUUCAAACCGGUGUUAGCGAAGGUAAUUGGGUAUUUUUAGCAAAUUGUCAUUUAUCAUUGAGCUGGAUGCCAAAAUUAGAUAAGAUUGUGGAAACUUUACAAUCUGGAAAGGUGCAUAAAGAUUUUAGGCUUUGGUUGAGUUCCAGUCCUCACCCAGAUUUUCCCAUUUCUAUUUUACAAGCUGGGAUUAAAAUGACUACAGAACCUCCAAAAGGUUUAAAAGCGAAUUUGAAAAGAUUAUAUAACUUAAUGACAGAGGAACAAUUUAAUUCAUGCCAAGCUAAAGAUAAAUACAAAAAGUUAUUAUUUUCAUUAUGUUAUUUCCACGCCAUUUUAUUAGAGAGGAAAAAGUUUCAACAACUUGGUUGGAACGUUGUUUACAGCUUUAACGAUUCCGAUUUUAUUGUAUCGGAGUCAUUGUUAACAAUUUACUUGGACGAAUAUGAAAUAACUCCAUGGGAUGCUUUAAAAUAUUUAAUAGCUGGGGUUAACUAUGGAGGUCAUGUAACUGAUGAUUGGGACAGAAGAUUAUUACUUACUUAUAUUAAUAUGUAUUUCUGUGACGAAGCAUUAACUACUCCAUUUUAUAGAUUAUCUUCAUUGGCUACAUAUUACAUUCCUAAUGAUGGUACAUUACAAUCGUACCAAGACUACAUAAUUCUUUUACCAAACGUUGAUAGACCCGAAGCUUUUGGUCAACAUCCAAACGCCGAUAUCACAUCACUUAUUACAGAAUCGAGAAAUAUUUGCGAAACAUUAAUGUCUUUGCAAGUACAGGCAGCCGGUUCUGCUUCGGAAUCAAAAGAAGAUAAAGUAAUUCAACUUGCGGCGGAUGUCCGUACAAAAAUACCGGAAUUAAUCGAUUAUGAAACAUGUUAUAAAAAUAUGGGCGUAAACAAACAACCUUUAGAUGUUGUUUUAUUACAAGAAAUAUCCAGGUAUAAUGUGUUAUUGUUCAAAAUUAAAAUUUCCUUGGACGAUUUACAGAAAGGUAUUAAAGGAUUAGUUGUGAUGUCCACUGAAUUAGAAGAAAUAUUUACGUGUAUGUACGAAGGAAGAGUACCAUCGCAAUGGUUAAAAGCGUACUCUUCAUUGAAACUGUUAGGAUCAUGGACACGAGAUCUUAUUCAAAGAGUUGAUCAUUUUCACGUUUGGGCAGAAACUACACAUCCUCCAAUACUAUUUUGGCUGGCAGCUUUUACGUUUCCAACAGGAUAUCUUACUGCAGUCUUACAAACUGCAGCCCGUCAAAUGCAAAUACCAAUAGAUUCAUUAAUUUGGGAAUUUACUGUUCUAAAUGUUGAUGAAAAUACGAUUGGAGAAAAGCCUUCAAGUGGUGUAUACAUAAAAGGAAUGUAUCUGGAAGGCGCCGGUUGGGAUAAAAAGCUUGCUUGUUUAAUAGAACCACAACCGAUGCAAUUAGUUUCAUCAAUGCCUGUCGUUCAUUUCAAACCUGUUGAAUCAUUGAAAAAGAAAACUAAAGGAUUAUAUGUAUGCCCUUGUUAUUACUUUCCAAUUCGAGAAGGAGUACAAGGUAAGCCAUCUUUUAUUGUAGCUGUUGAUUUAAAAGUUGGCAUAAAAACAUCAGAUUUUUGGGUGAAGAGAGGAACUGCGUUGUUACUAAGUUUAGCAAACUAAUAAUUUGUUAAUAAUUUUUAAAUUCAAUAAAUUCUUUUAAUUGU